Messenger RNA from Lethenteron reissneri (Far Eastern brook lamprey), 2577 nucleotides. It is a transcript of the gene AMACR, whose product is annotated as alpha-methylacyl-CoA racemase. Gene Ontology annotation, molecular function: alpha-methylacyl-CoA racemase activity. NCBI's taxonomy places the organism in Eukaryota, Metazoa, Chordata, Hyperoartia, Petromyzontiformes, Petromyzontidae. Gene Ontology annotation, cellular component: mitochondrion. Gene Ontology annotation, biological process: bile acid metabolic process. The record is from RefSeq and is a predicted model, not a curated record.
ACCCCGAGGGCGGAGAGCGGCGAGCAAAACGGUGGCGUCGUUUCUGUUGUUUGGGUACUCCGCGAUUGCGAGCAUCAAUAUUUGCACCAGGAGGCUUGCAAGCAUUGGUGAACACAUCUCCAUUAUUUAUAACCAGCAUUGCGAGCGAUGGCGAUUGCCGGCACGCGCGUUGUGGAGCUGGCUGGCCUGGCCCCGGCGCCCUUCUGUGGGAUGGUGCUAGCGGACUUUGGGGCACAGGUGGUGCGUGUUGACCGCGCGGGGACGCGUGCCACCAUGCCGGAUGUGCUGGCACGGGGGAAACAAUCGCUGACGCUCAACCUGAAGUGUCCGCAAGGCGUAGCCGUGCUGCGCCGGCUGUGCCUUGCCUCCGAUGUUCUCAUUGAGCCCUUCCGUCCCGGUGUAAUGGAGCGGCUUGGCCUGGGCCCAGACGUGCUGCUUGGCGAGAACCCUCGUCUCAUCUACGCGCGGCUCACCGGCUUCGGCCAGAGCGGCCCCUAUGCCAGCAUGGCCGGCCACGACAUCAACUAUGUCGCCGUGUCCGGCUUGCUGUCCAUGCUGGGGCGCCAGGGCGAGAAGCCCACGCCGCCUCUGAACCUGCUGGCGGACUUUGCGGGCGGUGGGCUCAUGUGUGCCAUGGGCAUCACCAUGGCCAUGCUGGAGAGGAACAGGUCUGGUCUCGGGCAAGUCAUCGACACGAGCAUGGUGGAGGGGGCGGCCUAUGUGGGCUCAUUCGUGUGGCGCACACGGCCCGCGGGCCUGUGGGCCCGGCCUCGCGGAGAGAACAUGCUGGACACCGGGGCACCCUUCUACGACACGUACCGCACGGCCGACGGGCAGUAUGUGGCGGUCGGGGCCAUCGAGCCUCAGUUCUACUCCGCCCUCCUCAAAGGCUUGGGCUUGGACCCGGCGACCAUGCCGCACCAGAUGAGCAUGGACGACUGGCCGGCCACCAAGCGCGAGUUCUCACGCUGCUUCGCCCAGCGGUCGCGCGCCGACUGGUGCCGCGUGUUCGAGGGCAUGGACGCGUGCGUGACGCCCGUGCUCACGCCGGAAGAGGUGGCGGGCGACGCGCACGCCGCGGGGCGCGGCUCCUUCCUGCGCAACGCCGAUGGCACCAACGUCCCCGCGCCGGCGCCGCGCCUGUCGCGCACGCCGGCGCGGCCCGGCGACGGCACCACUGCCGCCGAUCCUGUGGUCGGACAGCACACGGAGAGCGUGCUGCGCGAGCUCGGCUAUGGCGAGCAGGAGGUGCGGCAGCUUCUUGCUGACGGAGUCGUGGAGAGCGCCGGCAGCAAAAACAAGCCACACCUCUGAGUUAUUGCAGAUGGGGGAGGCCAAGUGGUAAUUUUACCCAAAUUAUUAAAGCUCUAAUGUGUUUUCUGGUUGUAGCACGUGUUUGGUGCCAUGGUGGCGAGAUGUUAAUUACCUCGCCCGGUAUAUAGGAGGUCAUGGAUUCAAUCCCGACCCUGUCGCUUGUAUAUUUGGAGUGGUUGUGUGGUUUUUCUUCAGGUCCUCCGGUUUUUCCCUCCACAUUCAGAAACAUGUGUUUAGAGUAUUUGGCUGCUGUAUAUUUCCAAAUGAUAAGCCAUUCCGUGGAGCAAUCAUUUGUGGCCAGGUCGCUUUUGAAAAAUAAUUAUAUAGUUCAGUGCGGCUUACCUGAUAAAAUAAAAAAUAGUUUAGUAUAGUUUGGUGCCAGCUUCUUCAGAAACUCAAUUGGGUUCCUGAGAAAGCUUCCAGCAUGUGGGGCGAAUGUCGAAAACAUUUGCCGGACAACGCGUGGUGCAAACCCCACGACACGUCAACGAGCUGAACGGCACCACUGGGAAAUUCUUCAUCGUGGCAUCCUGAGUUUAUCUAGCAGUGUGAACGCACUACUUCUCGUAGACUUGGAUGGAUCUGGUUGCCAAAAUAUACAAGAGACAAGAAUAAAGACACUGCAUAAGCAUGUUAGCCCCACGGGCUGCGUUUAUAGAUUAAAUUACAGGGAUUAAAUUGGCGGUUGUGUACAAAGCAGGGGACUAUAAUUACCAUCCUUCUAUAUUCAGUCAUAAAUAACAAGUGCUCCCUGAUAACAACUGAAAAAUACGUACAGUGCGAAAGAAGUUCAACACCCAUGUUUUUCCAAAUUUGAAACCUUGUUUGCAAUGAGACAAAUAUCAAAUGCUGCCAUUAUUGUGUAUGUUCAUGAAUUAACAGAGAUUGCGGUGGCUUGUGGUGAAUUGUUUUGUAAGUUGGUUUCCAAUUUUUAAAAACGGGGGUUUGUUAUUUCAGGGUUUUCUGGGUGAUUUUUCUGAUAUGUCGGCCACGCGGUAUGGAAUAGACAACGGCACUUUUUCUUUUCUAACAAUGUCACUCAAUUAUGCGAAUUCAACAGUCAAAUAGCACAUUGUUGCGCAUACUGCAUAUUAUAUUUGUUGAAAUUAGCGUUGGCAGGGUGUGCUUUCAAUCAGCUUUUGUUGUGAAUUUCUGUAACGACUGGUUACGUGAUUAACCCUUGUUUUUUGUUCGCUAUGUAAAAAUAUGUAAUUUAAACAUCUGACGAUAAUAAAAAGCAAUUUAUAUAUCAGUCAUUCAAAA